Messenger RNA from Spodoptera exigua (beet armyworm), 946 nucleotides. Lineage: Eukaryota; Metazoa; Arthropoda; Insecta; Lepidoptera; Noctuidae. The record is from the annotation of a GenBank genome assembly.
CAGAGAAGUGUAGAUCACUGAUAGCUUAUCACCGUACCUUAUUUUAAUGUAUCAAAAAUGUUCACAAUAUCCAACCAACGGUCGUGUUGAGUGCGUUUAAAUGCGAAUUUAUUGUAACCGUUCUUUUUAAUAAAAUAAAAAUGAUUGUAAGGUUAUAAAGAUGUGGAAUCGGGCCGUUUUUUGUUGUGUGUUUUUUGUGUUAGUGUGUGCUCAGACCGGAGAUGAUGAUGACAAAUGUUUGGAGAUAGACUGUGUUGGAGAAGGAUAUGAAUGUAUUGAUGGCAUCUGCUAUUGUGCCAAAGGUUAUAUACCAAACCACUUCCAGGACAAAUGUAUGAGAUGUCCAGGAUUGGGAGAGACUUGUAUGGGACCGUGUUGUAACAUAUACGGGAAUGGGACCCUGUCGUGUUGGCAAGGAGUGUGCCAGCCAUGCUACGAUGACUUCGGAAAAUGGACUUGCAGGGAAUCCAUAGAACAAAUUCUUCUGAUUUCCAGCACCCAGGUGAUAAUGGGCGCGGCGCUCAUCCUCGGGAUUAUAGCGACGUUCAUACUCCUCUACAAACUUUGUGCUACUACAGAUAUAAGGCCCUUCGGAUCAGCAUCUAACAGUGAAGGCAGAUUGUCAAUUGGAAGUCUACAGUUGUAUGUUGACGAGCGAUUGCGAGAUGCUCCUCCAAGAUAUUCUCGGACACCGGCAGCAGGGUCAGCUACAUAUCCCGCCAUAGCGUUUCUCAAUGCUGGAUUUAUUCACGACAGCAGCAUCCCGCCUCCGCCUUACACGCCAGAAAACAAAACAGAAGACAAUCGGAAUACAAUCAAUCACAUUUGAAUAUCAGAACCGCUCAGUAUUGUUUUGAACCUUAGCUUACUGUAAAUUAAGUAGAUUAAUCUUUAACAAGUGAUCAUAAUACAUUUACUGUUCUUAUUUAUAUUUUUAUUACGUAAA